This is a messenger RNA of Penicillium samsonianum, 666 nucleotides long. RefSeq names its product oxidase ustYa family protein. Bases 1 to 666 code for a protein of 221 amino acids. Lineage: Eukaryota; Fungi; Ascomycota; Eurotiomycetes; Eurotiales; Aspergillaceae. The record is from RefSeq and is a predicted model, not a curated record. The transcript is spliced from 4 exons. Gene Ontology annotation, biological process: mycotoxin biosynthetic process.
AUGUCUUCUAUAGAGGAGGAAACUCCAUUCCUUUCUUCACGAAAUGACACCAAAUCGGACGAAACGCCGAGCGAUGCCAAGAUCACUCGAGAUCACCGAUUCACAAUUGCUACGGCUUCGAUGCUCAUGGCUUCAAUUUUGUUUAUCAUCUCAGGCUUCAGAUAUCCCACCGAUACUCAGUGUAUAAACCAAAUGUCGACCUGGUCACCAAUGCUGGAGGCCGUUGAAUACGAAUGGCGCCAUUUCAAGACAGAAGGCCCGAAUCAUUACUACGGAAAACCAAGUGAUCAUUUGGAAGCGAGCUGGGGUGAGCUUUGGGAAUAUGGCUCAACAGGAAUCCCCAAGUCAAAGCUCCAUCUCCUCAACAAGUCUCUGGAAAUAGACUGGAAAUAUGUACCUGAAGAACUUGGAGGAGGGGUUCAAGCUUUCUUCGAAGGGUUCCACCAAGUGCACUGUUUAGAUCUCGUUCGACGUUUUAGCUACCGCGAUGAGUACGAUUACAGUGACGUCCCCGCAUUUCUCAAACCCCCUGAAGUACUCUAUGAUCACGUGGAUCAUUGCCUCGAGACUUUACGAAUAAACUUGAUGUGCAAUGCCGACACUACCCCUUAUUUGAUUGAAGUUAUGGAUGGUGGGAAAAGAGUAAAGAGCGGAUUAAAACUCUAG